UUGUAGAGCCUUUGAACAGUGUGGUUUUUAAAGUACUGUUGGGUUUUUGAAAGAGACCCUUGAUUUCUGUCUAGUCUUGGAUGAUUACUCUUCAUGGCUGUGAGAGAGAAUUGUGUUUGGAAAGGGCUCAUUUUAGCCCUUUUCCUCUUUGCUGUUGAAGGACAGAAAAGGCCGUUAUUCAUGGUGACGUUCCCUGCAGUGAUUGAGUCUGGAUCUGAUGCCAAAUUGUGUGCAACUCUUCUGAAACCCCAAGAGCAUCUCACCAUAACUGUUUCUCUGCUUGAUGACACAAAUGGAAUGACUGAACUUGUGAAGGAGUGCUCUUCGAAGCCACUUCACCGCUGCUUUAGUUUCAAGGCUCCUCAAGUAGAUGGAGAAUCAGUGCAAAAUCUGAAGGUAGAAGUUCAAGGGAAGGUCUUUAGAGCGACCGAAGAGAGGAAAGUCCUGUUCAAGUCUUACCUACCUUUGACCUUCAUCCAAACCGACAAACCCAUCUACAAUCCAGGACAAACAGUGAAUUUCAGAGUUGUCACCAUGGAUGCCAAAUUUGUGCCUCUUGAUCAGAUGUACAAUCUGGUCGUGGUUGAGGACAAUAAUAAUAACCGGAUUGGUCAGUGGGCCAAUGUUUCCUCAACGGGGUGGAUAUUGCAGCUUUCACACCAGUUGAACUCAGAGGCUCAGAUAGGGAUGUACACACUAAAGGCUUUUAUUGGUGACCGAGAGAUCUCCCAGGUUUUUGAGGUGAAAAAAUACGUUUUACCCAAGUUUGACGUGACCGUAAACACAUCACAGACAUACAGUGUUGCAGAUGUGGGACUGAAAGUUGAGGCUUGUGCCAAAUACACGUAUGGCCAACCUGUACCUGGUCAAGCAUUGGUGGAAGUGUGCCGUGAUCCGUUUCCAUAUGUUCCAGGCGUGACCCGUCUGUGCCUGAGUAAAACCGGACAGAUGAAUGCCAUGGGAUGUGCCUCCAUUACCGUCGAUACGUCAGUGUUUUUCAACACCAAAUUUGAGAAUAGUCUUCAAGAUUUGUUUGUUGUCACUGCAAAUGUCACUGAGGAGGGAACAGGUGAGCUAUUGUCUAAUCUGAACCAACAGCCCGUGUAUGGAGGAUGUUGACUUGUUGUUUGUUUUUGUUUUGUUUUUGUUUUUUUUAAA
This is a messenger RNA of Megalobrama amblycephala (Wuchang bream), 1158 nucleotides long. Its product is annotated as alpha-2-macroglobulin-like. NCBI's taxonomy places the organism in Eukaryota, Metazoa, Chordata, Actinopteri, Cypriniformes, Xenocyprididae. The transcript is spliced from 9 exons. The record is from RefSeq and is a predicted model, not a curated record. Bases 94 to 1119 code for a protein of 341 amino acids. Gene Ontology annotation, molecular function: endopeptidase inhibitor activity.